Knipowitschia caucasica is the source of this 1998-nucleotide messenger RNA. NCBI's taxonomy places the organism in Eukaryota, Metazoa, Chordata, Actinopteri, Gobiiformes, Gobiidae. The record is from the annotation of a GenBank genome assembly.
AUGUAUUUGUUGGUUUGGUGUUGUGGGGGUGGUGUGGGUUGGUGUGGGGUUGGGUGGGGGGGGGGGGGGUUGGGGUGGGUGGGGUGGGGGGGGGGUGGGGGUGGGGGGGGUUGGGGAUGGGUGGUGUGGGGAGGGGAUGGAGUGGUGGGGGUGGGUGGGUGGUGGUGUGGGAGGGGGGGGGUGGUGGGGAGGGGGUUGGGUGGGUGGGAAGGGGGAUGGGGGGUGUGGGAGGGUUGGGUGGGUGGUGUGGGGGGGGUGGGUGGUGGGUGGGAUGGGGGUGGUGGGGGGUUGGGUUGGGUGGGGGUGGUGGGUGGGGGGGGGGUUGGGAUGGGGGGGUGGUGGGUUGGGGGGUGGGUUGGGUGGGGGUGGUGGGGGGGGUGGGUGGGGUGGUGGGGUGGGGGGGGGGGGGGUGGGUGGGGGGGGGGUUGGGUGGGGGGGGGGGGGGUUGGUGGGGGGGGGGGUGGGGUGGGGGGGGGUGGGUGGGGGGGGGGGUGGGUGUUUGUUUGGUUGUUGGUGUGGGGUUGUUUGUUUGGUGUGGGGGGUUGUUUGUUUGGUGUGGGGUUUUUUUGUUGUGGUGUGGGGUUGAUUUGUUUGGUGUGGGGUUGUUUUUGUUGUGGGGUGUGUUUGUUUGAUGUGUGUGUGGGUUGUUUUGUUGUGUGUGGGGUUGUUUGGUUUGUGGUGUGGGGGUGGUUUGGGGGGUUGUGUGGUGGGGUUGGGGGGAGGUGUGUUUGGGGUUGGUUGGUUGUUUGUGUGGGGGGGUGGGUGGGGUUUGGGUGGGGGGGUGGGGGGGGUUUGGGGGUGAGGUGGGGGUGGGUGGGGUUGGGGGGGGGGGGGGGAGGGUGUGUGGUGGGGGGGUGUGUGUGGGUGGGGGGUGUUUUUUUUUUUGUGGUUGUGUGUGUGGGGGGUGGUGUUGGGGUUUUGUGUUGGGGGGGGGUGGUUUGUUGGGGGUGGUUAGGUGUGUGUUUUUUUGGUGGGGGUGAGGGUGGGGGGGUGGGGGUGGUGGGGGUGGGGUUUGUGUUGUGGGGGUGGUGUUGGGGUGUGUUGUGGAUGUUGUGUGGGGGUGGGGGGGGUGGGGGGGGGGGGGAGGGGGGGGUUUUUGAGGGGGGUUGUUUUUUUGGGGGGGAUUGGGGGGGGUUGGGGGUAGUAGUGUUUUAUGUGGUUUGUUGUGUUUGUGGUUGGGGUGUGGGGGGUGUGUUGGGGGGGUGUUGGUUUGGUGGGUUGGGGAUUGUUUGUUUGUUUUGGGUGUUUUGGGGGUUGGUUGGGUUGGGUUGUGGGGUGGUGGUGGGGGGGGGGUUUUGUGGUGUGUGGGUGGUUGGGGUGGUGGGGGGGGGUGUGGGGUUGUGUUGGUGUGGUUUGGGGGUUGGGGGUGGGGGGGUUGUUUGUUGGGGGUUGGGGGGUGGGGGUGUGUUGGGGGGUGGGGGUGGUGGGUUUUGGUUUGUUUUUGGGGUUGGUUGGUUUUGUUGGUUUGUGUUUGGUGGUGGGGGGGGUGGUGGGUUGUGGGGGGGGGGGGGGGGUGGGGGUGGGUGGGGGGGGGGGGGUGGGGGGGGUGGUGGGGGGGGUGGGUGGGGGUGGGGGGGGGGUUGGGGGGGGGUGGGGGGGGGGGGUGGUGGGUGUUGGGGGUGGGGGUGGGGGGGGGGGUGGGGGUGGGGGGGGUUGGGUUGGGGGGGGGUUGGUUGGGGGGGUGGUGGGUGGGGGGUGGUGGGGGGGGUGGUUUUGUUUGUGUGGUUGUGGGUGGGUUUUAUUGGUUUGGUGUGGGUUUUGUGUUUGUUUUUGGGUGUGGGGGGGGAUUUUUGGGUUGUGGGUGUUUGUUUUUUUGUUGUGGAGUGGGGGGUUAUUAUGAUGUGGGGUGAGGGGGGGGUUUGUUUUGUUGUGUUGUGGGGUUUUUAUGAUGGGGAUGUUUAUGAUUGGGGAUGGGGUGGGGUGGGUAGGUUUGGGGGGUUGGUGGGUUUUGGAGGGGGGGUUGUUUAUGUUUGGAUGGGGGGUGGGUUGGGUUUAUAA